This is a messenger RNA of Salarias fasciatus (jewelled blenny), 1841 nucleotides long. RefSeq names its product coagulation factor C homolog, cochlin (Limulus polyphemus) (gene coch). The coding region runs from base 1 to 1617 and encodes 538 amino acids. The record is from RefSeq and is a predicted model, not a curated record. NCBI's taxonomy places the organism in Eukaryota, Metazoa, Chordata, Actinopteri, Blenniiformes, Blenniidae. The transcript has 13 exons.
AUGUGUCACCUAUCGGUCCUGCUGCCUUUCACAGUGGCAUACCCCAUCAGCUGUACGACCCGUGGAGCCGACCUGACCAAGGACAGUGAGCUGGUUCUGUGUCCCGCCGACUGUUCACACUGGAGGAUAUCGGUGUACGGGACCGGAGUGUACGCCUCCAUCUCGUCAGUGUGUGGCGCUGCUCUGCACAGGGGCUUCCUAAAGCCGUCUGGGGGUCCAAUCCGGGUCCACAAAAUGCAGGGCCGGCACAACUACCUGAGCUCGUACGCUCAUGGCAUCCACUCCCAGGCCCUGCCUCACUGGACCGCCUCCUUCAGCCUCACCAAGCCGGUUAGUGUUCCUCAAGAGUUAACCAGUGAAACCACUUCAACCGCUCUACCUGAAGCCGCACAACCAGCAAAGAAAUCACCAAAAAAGCCAUCAGUGAAGAAAGCCCUGCCAGGUGGAAAUAAAGACUGUCAGAUGGACAUCGCCGUGGUGAUAGACAGCAGCAACAACAUCGGGCAGCGAAGAUUCAACCUGCAGAAAAACUUUGUUGUCAAACUGGCGUCCAUGUUGAAGAUCGGACCGACUGGACCCCACGUGGGUCUGAUCCAGGCCAGUGACUCUCCGAGGACAGAGUUCCUGCUGUCUAACUACACUCAGCCGAAAGAGCUGCUGUUUGCCAUCAAGGAGCUGGCUUUCCUUGGAGGCAACACCAACACAGGUAAAGCCAUCAUGCACACAGCGGAGACCUUCUUCGUUCAGGAGAACGGCGGGAGGCGCGGUCACCCGCGGGUCAUGCUGGUGUUGGUGGACGGCUGGCCGUCCGAUGAUCUGGAGCCGGCAGCCAUGUUGGCCCGAGAGAGCGGCAUCAACGUGUUCCUGGUGUCUGUGGCCAAACCGGCAGCCGAGGAGCUCGGCAUGGUGCUGGAUAAAGACUUCAUCAAGAAGGCUGUGUGUAAAGACAAUGGUUUCUUCAGUUACUCCAUCCCAAGCUGGUUCAGCACCACUAAACAUGUCCGCCCACUUACUGAGAGGAUCUGCUCCUUGGAUGGCCUGCUCUGCAGUAAAACAUGCUACAACUCGGUGAACAUUGGCUUCCUCAUUGACGGCUCUUCCAGCGUUGGCUAUACAAACUUUGAGUUGGUCCUGGACUUCCUGGCUGGAAUAGCAAGAAGUUUCGACAUCUCAGAUGUGGGCGCUCGCAUUGGUGCGGUUCAGUUCACGUAUGAUCAGAGGCUAGAGUUUGGUCUGUUCGAUCACCCCAACAAAGAAGACGUCGUCAGCGCUCUGAGGAGGAUCCCGUACAUGAGCGGAGGGACAUCAACGGGGUCUGCCAUCAGUUACGCCAGCCAGAGUCUGUUCAGACAGGCAGGUCGUGGCCGUAACUUCCUGAUCGUCGUGACAGACGGCCAAUCAUACGAUGACGUAAGAGGGCCGGCGAUGGCAGCACACAGACAAGGCAUCACCGUCUUCUCAGUGGGCGUGGCCUGGGCGCCCCUAGAUGACCUCAGAGCCAUGUCCUCGGAGCCAAAGGAGGACCACACCUUUUUCACCCGAGAGUUCACCGGACUCACCGACUUCAUCCAGCCGCUGGUCCGAGGGAUCUGCAAAGACUUCACCGACAACAACUGAGGGCACACACACACACACACACACACACACACACACACACACGCACAUGCACACACACACACGGUUGUCCAACAGUGAGGACCGUCUCCAUGUGUAAAUAAUGAACAAUGAUCACAAUGUGGUCACAUUCAUGAAUUCUCACCUUAGCGGGAUCCUUCUUCCCAGUUUACCAAUGAUUCAAAGCUUUCUGACGAUUUUAUGAAUCCACAAUCUGUACACAUUGA